Molecule: messenger RNA, 2738 nt
Organism: Acanthopagrus latus (yellowfin seabream)
Lineage: Eukaryota; Metazoa; Chordata; Actinopteri; Spariformes; Sparidae
Gene: ccr8.2
Product: cabz01093075.1
Exons: 3
Coding region: 118-1338 (406 amino acids)
Biological process (GO): chemotaxis; G protein-coupled receptor signaling pathway; immune response
Cellular component (GO): membrane
Molecular function (GO): chemokine receptor activity
Source: RefSeq, a predicted model, not a curated record
CAUUUGUAGUGUUAAAACCAUAUUUGAUUUCGUUGGUGCAGCGCAUGAUCAGAUCAGAUGCACUGUUGAUCAUUUUCUUUUGACUUGGCCAUCCACCUCUGCGUCUCGUGAUCCGCAAUGAACACCACUAUCAGCUCCUUUGUUCACAGCACUGGCAGGCAGCUGACAAUGGCCACCACCAUCCCUUCUGUCGGUGCUUUCAGCGGCUUAAGUGUGAAUACGCCCAUAGGAGACAUGCCGAGCUCUACAACAGAGCCCCUCGUGGAGAACUUCACUCUCACCACAGAUUACUAUGAUUAUGACACUGAAUUUCUAGAGGGCUUCGGUCUCUGUCGGUAUGAGCCUCACGGUGCCAGUUUCCUUCCAGCCCUCUACUCCGUCUUCUUCCUCGCUGGCCUUCUGGGUAAUUCCCUGGUCAUCUGGGUCAUUGCCUGCGGGGCGCGACUCCGCAGCAUGACCGACGUGUGCCUCCUCAACCUGGCUGUGGCUGACCUUCUCCUGGUGUGCUCCCUCCCCUUCCUCGCCCACCAAGCCCGCGACCAGUGGCUGUUCGGGGACGCCAUGUGCAAAAUGGUCCUGGGCGUUUAUCAAAUCGCUUUCUACUGCGGGAUCUUCUUCAUCAGUCUGAUGAGCAUCGACCGCUACUUGGCCGUGGUGCACGCUGUUUACGCCAUGAGAGCACGGACAAGAUCCUUCGGAAUGAUCGCAGCUGCCGUCACGUGGGUGGCCGGAUUUUUGGCUUCUUUCCCUGACCUGGUCUUUCUCAGCGAGAAGAGAGGCAGCGGCAAUGUAACUCACUGCUACCCCGCAUUCCCCAAAGCCGCACCAGAGGGUGGCAGCACAGGCACCUCUCACUUCUGGAGGGUGUUCAGCCUUUUCAAAAUGAACAUUCUGGGCCUGUUCAUCCCGUUUGUCAUCAUGAGCUUCUGCUACUCCCAGAUCGUGUGGAGACUGCUGUACAGCCAGUCAUCCAAGAAACAGGCCAUCCGAUUAGUUCUGAUGGUGGUGGCUGUCUUCUUCUGCUGCUGGAUUCCCUACAACGUCGCGUCGUUCUUCAGCGCGCUGGAGCUAUUGGACGUCUACUCGGAGUGCGAGAGCAGCAAGGCCAUCCGACUGGCCCUACAAGUCACCGAGGCCGUCGCCUACUCUCACAGCUGCCUCAACCCCAUCCUGUAUGUGUUUGUCGGGGAGAAGUUCAGGAGGCACCUGCUGAGGCUGAUAAACAGGACACCCUGCAGACUGUGCCAGGUGAUCAAGGUCUACCUGCCGCAGGAUAGAAUCGCGGGGUCGGUCUACUCUCAGACCACCAGUGUGGAUGAGAGGAGCACAGCUGUGUGAAGUGGGGGAAGUGGUUUUGGUGUGCUUAUCUGCCAUCUCCACAGUGAAAAAGGUUUCCUGUGACGUCAGAAAUCUUUGCAAUCGUGACAUCUAAUAUGUUGGUGUACAAAAGUACAGGGGAAGGGUGCAGUGAAUUUUAGAUACUUUAAAAAAAAAAAAAAAUGUUGGAAAAGAGAUUGUAUCUGCUCUGGCAAUUUUAGGUCAGUUGUUGUUUUGAACUGAAUCUUGGUUCCCCCCCCCCCCUUUUCUUUUCUUUUGGAUCACGUGUGAUUGAGAGUGAGAAACUGUGUCACCUACAACAGCUGUCAGCAACGUCAGCAUCAGACGCGUGAGCAGCCUCGUUUUAUCAUCAGCUGCCAAAAGAGAUAACCAAGAGCCUAACUUAGGCACCCAACAUGUCGGUCAGUAAGGGGAAACAGCUUUAUGCAACAAAUAUUACCUUUCACUUGCGCGCGAUGACCACUUGCACAACUGCAUCCGUUCUGCUUAAGAAGUGCCGCAUGUCAUAGAGCUCUCACUGCAGCUGACAGCCUUUGUUCUGCAGGUUUCACAGCAUCCGUAGCAGCAGAUUUGCACCUAACCUCAUCCUCACGUAAACCGCAACCUUGAGGGGAAGUAUGUAAGCGAGUCGUCAGUUUCAUCUUUGCAGUCUGUGUGCACAAAAAUGAGCGUUGGACUGUCAGAUUCUGACAACGUUCUGCUGCAUUUCAUGAAAAGAGAUCUGAGGCAAAAGUUUUGAGGAGAACGAUGCGAUGUAUUGAUGUAUGAAUUAUGUUACAUUUAAGUCAAUGAUUGUACUUUCUGGUUGAUUAUACUUUUGGUCUAGUGAUUGACCUUUGACUUUACACGCCAGUUUUUAUAUCGAUUCCGUUUUGCACUUUCAUAAAGUUGGGUGAUUCUAGACAGUCUCGCCGCCAAAUCACAAAAUGUGAAAUUUCUACGUAGUGCCGCUUUAAAAAGAUCAAAAUGUCAUCCUGACACUUACGCAGUUUUGAGUGGGUCAAGGUGCAUACACACCAAGUCAUGAUGCCACAAGUGUCUCUCAUUAGAGGCUCCCUGUCUGGUAUAUGCUACAUUUCUGUAAUGCAGGCUUUAACGUUUUGUUUUGCUGAAUUACAUCAUAACCUGUCAUAACAUCAUCAGUGGCACUGCGGUGUCUUUACGUUUGCUGUAUUCUUAUCGUGCUUUUCUACGUCAUUGUAUUUUUAUUCUUUUAUGUCGCGAAACACCGUGUUGAGAUUUGAGAAAUGUUUUGUUGUUGUUAUUAAUGCUGAUAUACAGAGCCAGUACAUGCCAACACAAGCAGAUAUUUUUUGGAGUGCUGAGGUCAUGUGAAAUAUGAAUGUAUAAUAAAAAGGUCUCUGGCUUCUUUCAAUAAAAUGCCCCAAAUAUUUGAUAAA